Molecule: messenger RNA, 2331 nt
Organism: Frieseomelitta varia
Lineage: Eukaryota; Metazoa; Arthropoda; Insecta; Hymenoptera; Apidae
Product: flavin-containing monooxygenase FMO GS-OX4-like
Exons: 7
Coding region: 436-1737 (433 amino acids)
Molecular function (GO): flavin adenine dinucleotide binding; N,N-dimethylaniline monooxygenase activity; NADP binding
Source: RefSeq, a predicted model, not a curated record
UCGGGUGGACAGUCUUAAUUCAGCUUCUGUACGAUCCGCCUCGUCAUUAGUUUUCCUCUGGUGCAUCGUGCCUUCAGUGACGUUUUCUCUGUUUUUUUGCCUUUCUCCUCGUCUCCGUUCCGCUCCGUUCCCCCAAACGUUUAUCGUCACACGUAUAAUUCGCGGUGCCGAGGCUGCACAGGUCUGUUAUUGCCCCUUUAUCGCGAGUCAUUCACGAACGAAAAAGGGAAAGCAACGACCAGUAUUAAGAUAAUAUAUUCGUACAUGGUAUAAUAUAUACGACAAAGAUUUCAUUUAGUUUGUUUACUUCGUUUGCAACCGUUUACGAGUUUGUUUCUCGUCGAUACCUCGAGCGAUACCUGUUGGACCACGAGAGAUCGAUCGAUCGAUUCGCACGAUUCUAAGCAGUAUUUCAAGGAAUUUCCUGUUGAAAAUAUGCCGAGCAGCAAGACCAGAAUCGCUAUAAUUGGUGGUGGUGUAGCUGGACUAGUGGUAGCUCGCCAUACAGCCGCCAAAUUGGACACUUAUAGUCUCACGUUGUUCGAGCAAACCGAUCAAGUCGGUGGAACAUGGAUUUACACCGAUGAAACCGAUAUUGACAAACAUGGAUUACCAAUUCAUAGUAGUAUGUACAAGAAUCUAAGAACAAAUCUUCCUCGGGAAAUAAUGCAAAUACCUGAUUUCCCAAUGAAGCAUAACGAAGGGCCGUCAUUUGUUCAUCACAGUGUAAUUCGGGAGUAUCUCUGGGAUUACGCGAAACAUUUUAAUUUAUAUCCACAUAUAAAGUUAAAUACAGUAGUAAAACACGUGGAACCAGAUACUUUGCCAAACGGCCAGAUGAUCUGGAUGAUCACGUACGAAGAUUUGGAAAGCAAAAUAGAAACAACGAAAACUUUCGACGCCGUAGUCGUGUGUAAUGGUCAUUACACUGUAGGCCAUGUUCCACACAUUCCAGGUAUUGAAAGUUUCCCCGGUGGAAUUAUUCAUAGUCAUCAGUACAGAGUACCGGAAGUGUAUGCUAGGAAAAAAGUUUGCAUUCUCGGUGCUUCUUGGUCUGGCAUGGAUAUCGCCAUGGAGGUCUCGGAAUAUGCCGAAAAGGUAUACUUGAGCCAUAAUCUACCGGAAUCAGUUGAUUUGAAAAUGUUGAAAAACGUAGAACAGAGACCUGGAAUCCAAUCGAUUCAAGGAAAUAUAUUCAUCUUCCGCGAUGGUUCCACUGCUGAAGUAGACAACUUCAUAUAUUGCACCGGCUAUAAAUUUACGUAUCCCUUUAUGUCAACUAAAGUUGAGAUGCGUACGGACGACAACCACGUCGAGCCGACUUACAAACACCUAAUACACAUGGAUUACCCGAAUUUAUUCAUAAUGGGACUGCCUGGGAUAGUAAUCCCGUUUCCUCUGUUUCAUCUGCAAGCUCAGUAUAUUUUAGGCAUUCUCGAAGAUCGAAUUAAGCUACCAUCCACUGAGCAAAUGCGUGAAGAGUAUGAAGUGGAAAAGAAAGCUCUUCUCGAUCUUGGAAUUCCGUUAAGACAUAUCGCCAAACUAAAGGAACGACAAUGGGCGUACUACGACGAAAUAGCCGCAGCUGCGAACGUUCCGAGUUUUCCUCCAGUAAUCCGAAAAAUCUACGAUCAUGUGGACCAAAUGCGUGAAUUGGACUUAACCAUCUACAAGAAUUACCAAUAUCGCAUAAUCGACGAUGAAAAUUUCGCACUAUGUUACUGUAAACCUUGUUAGGGCCUAAACGCGAGAAUCAAACACAGAUAUUUCAAUCAAUAAAUCUUUUGGACUGAAAUCGUUCAAAGUUCGCAGUUGCUUCAGUGACAUUGCUUGCAUUUUACGUUUCUAUUAAACGCAAGGUUACUGGAGCAUUUCUAUUUACCGAAACUAAAAUGCUAACAUGCUGUUUAGAUAAAAUAAUUCGAACGAUGCUAAGAACUUUGAGCGCGCGCAUUCUUCCAGUGUACUUUCGCAUACUCCUUCACGAAGUAAAGCGUGUAUCAAAUAAACAUGUACAUUGUUGUGAAAUCGAAUGCAGCAGGGCAGAGCUUAUAAGCGAUUAUUUGUUCUAUAAUGCGUUUUAUACAGGUAUCAUUUUCAAGAUACGUUUUAACGCGAUUUGAGCGAAACAGCGAAGAUUCCACGAGCACGUGCACAAGAAACGCGUCAAUUGCAUUGUACUGUUACUUGUAUCGAUUAACAAUCGAAGAACUUUGCGACAAUUGUUAAAAAUUCUCAUUUGGAAGAUAAUAUUCUUGCAAAUAGAAAUAAAUAUCAGCCUAACAGGCUAAAUUACUGUUGCGAGUUAAAUAAAAUUAUUCUUCUUAAAAA